CUAUUUUUAUAUCCAUGUCUUCCUGUUUGUCAUUUCUAAAUAUGAUGAUGCACAUAGGAUAUAGAAUUAUUAUUAUUAUUAUUAUUAUUAUUAUUAUUAUUAUUGUUUGUUUCCUGUUUUGACUGGUGCGGUGGGUGAGGUGUGGGCAUCUCCCAACGAACGUCUCCCAAAUUUUAGCAAACGCACCAGUAUUAAUUCGCGGAAAGGCCAAGCCCGGCAGGAGGAAACACCCGGCAACGCAGCAGCAGCAGCAGCAGGAGGCGAGAGAGGAUAAUUCACCUGCACGGAGGAGGCGACUUCGCUGGGAACCACGAACGAAUAUUGUUUGAAGCUGCCACGCUCGGACCAAAUUUUAUGAAACCAGGCGCAUAAAUCCAAAACGAUCCCCAUUCCUGCAAAUUCGAAAAGGGAAACCCUCCACUUCGAAAGAAAAGGAAAGAAAACGAAAAAUAGUGGAUUCUUUCUGCAAAAUUCUCUUCGAUUUAUGGUGGUUGUUGAAGUAGGACAGACGUUUCAGCAUAGGAGAAAGAGCAACUUAACGCACUCGACUUGUUUGAAGAAAGGGAGCUCUACCUGUACCACUGACAUAUUUAUUAAUUAAUGAUAUAGGAACGAUGCAGAUUUAUGCUGUAAAACUUUAUGAAUUAUGCUCAAAUUAGGGGAAAAAUUAUUGAAGGCACAAAAACUUGUGAAAAUGCUAUGCUCAGUACAUGAUACUUGACUUUGAAAUCUAGUCAUGCUUUUUCUUUUUCAAAAAAAAAGCUCCAAUAACUGCUAAAUUUGUAUUUCUGAGCCCAAAGAUCCUUAGGUAAACAUGGAGGAAUCUCAUGCUAGCUAGUUGUAGUCAACUGAAUUGGCUUGAAAAGAUGAAUCUAGAAUUACAGUAUCUUGUUGUAUUUGUCUAUCACGAACUUUAUUUCUUGGGAUGCAUGUAGAACUUUGUUUCCCACAAAUUAGAGAAAACUACUCACUGUAGACUUGUAAAGUAUUUAAUUCCAGAUGUGGAGGCUUUCAAUAACUUUUCUUGGUGCAUAAACUUUGGUUAGGUGAUGCCAACUUGAUUUUGAUGUGCUUUAUUGUUGGUGCUUCAACACAAACACACAUGUGCACAUGCUUACAUGCAGAAACAGAGACAAGUUGAACACCAGCAAUAUAUUGUCGAUAGCAAGUGUUGUUAUCACCAAAGUUUCUGUGCGAUCGGUUUUUGCAGAUGAGGGAGGAUAGCGCUACGUUUACUGUGGAUGAUGCCUUCCUAUCAAUGAGGUUUGGGAAAUUCCAAGCCCUUGUGCUUGCUUAUGCAGGGAUGGGUUGGGUUUCAGAAGCGAUGGAAAUGAUGCUUCUUUCAUUUGUGGGGCCUUCUGUUCGCAUGGAGUGGAAGCUUUCUUCUUAUGAAGACAGUAUGAUCACAAGUGCUGUUUUUGUGGGCAUGCUAUUGGGAGCAUAUUCUUGGGGCAUAGUUUCAGAUAACUAUGGAAGGAGGAUGGGGUUUCUAUUUACAGCACUACUCACCAGUGGUGCUGGUUUUCUUAGUGCAUUUUCACCUAAUUAUCUAUGCUUGGUUAGUCUCCGUUUUAUUGUUGGUAUGGGAUUGGGAGGCGGGCCUGUGCUUGCUUCUUGGUUUUUGGAGUUUGUUCCUUCUCCAAAUAGAGGUUAUUGGAUGAUUGUUUUUUCAUUCUUCUGGACUAUUGGCACAAUCUUGGAGGCUUCUCUUGCGUGGGUUGUCAUGCCAUCAUUGGGUUGGAGAUGGUUACUGGUGUUUUCCUCUGCACCGUCAUUUCUUUUGCUUCUAUUUUAUGGUUUUGUGCCUGAGUCACCCAGGUAUCUUUGCAUGAAAGGCAGAACAGCUGAUGCAAUGGUUGUUUUGGAAAGCAUGGCCAAGAUAAAUAGUGCAACACUCCCUCCUGGCCUGCUUAUUUCUAAUCACAAAGCGGAACUAGAUGAAACUAUUGAUCCUUCUGAAGAAUCACCUUUAGUCACACGUUCAAAGACUGACACAGCCACUGAUGAAGAUGUAGGAUCUAAUAUAGGAGGAAUCAGUGCAUUAUAUAAGCUUUUAUCACCAAAAUUGAUCAGAUCAACUCUUCUUAUCUGGAUGGUUUUCUUUGGAAAUGCCUUUGCGUACUAUGGCAUUGUUUUGCUAACCACUGAAUUGAGCAAUGACCACAGAGAUUGUACAUUGAAGGAGCUGCGCUCAAUCCAAACAAAGGAUGUCAACCUCUAUGGAGAUGUAUUUAUAACUAGCUUUGCUGAGGUUCCUGGGCUUCUCUUGUCAGCUGUAAUUGUGGAUAGGGUUGGUCGCAAGCUUUCGAUGGCAGGCUUGCUCUUUGUAAGUUGCAUUUUUCUGCUUCCGCUGAUAUUUCAUCAGGAAGAAGCAUUGACAACAACCCUUCUGUUUGGUGCUCGGGCAUGUAUCAUGGGAAGCUUCACAAUUAUAUACAUAUAUGCUCCCGAGGUUUACCCUACCUCAGUCCGGGCCACUGGUGUUGGUAUUGCAAGUUCGGUGGGAAGAAUUGGUGGGAUCAUUUGUCCACUCGUCGCUGUUGGUUUGGUUCAUGGCUGUCAUCAGGCUGGAGCGAUUCUUUUAUUCGAAUCCGUGAUCUUGCUCUCAGGGUUGGCCACGCUUUUCUUGCCUCUGGAGACCAGCGGCCGUGCGUUAACUGAUUCUGUACAGUAG
This is a messenger RNA of Elaeis guineensis (African oil palm), 2674 nucleotides long. Lineage: Eukaryota; Viridiplantae; Streptophyta; Magnoliopsida; Arecales; Arecaceae. The record is from RefSeq and is a predicted model, not a curated record.